Messenger RNA from Anopheles maculipalpis, 330 nucleotides. RefSeq lists its product as uncharacterized. The transcript has a single exon. The record is from RefSeq and is a predicted model, not a curated record. Bases 1 to 330 code for a protein of 109 amino acids. Lineage: Eukaryota; Metazoa; Arthropoda; Insecta; Diptera; Culicidae.
AUGCACUUCUCCCUGGUCCCGGUGUGUAACUCCGUGAUCCUUUCACAGAUUGAUCUUGUCGAUGACGACAACAACAGGGUAACAGUGACAGCGAACGGCAAAACGAAGGAUACCGCGACCGAUUCGGUAAUGAUGAGUAACAACAGUAGCAACAUGAUCGAUGACGACACAUCGUCGAUCCACAUGGAAACGGUGUCCGUUACCUCGCUGUCCACGGGCAACACGCUCGACAGUGGACUGUCGAUGGACGUUGACGAGGUGACGAUUACGCCCAGCAACAAAAGUAAUGAUGCUGCCGGUGACACGUCAAAUACUGUCAUUAUACAGUAG